Messenger RNA from Prinia subflava (tawny-flanked prinia), 4345 nucleotides. It is a transcript of the gene TRPV4, whose product is annotated as transient receptor potential cation channel subfamily V member 4. Gene Ontology annotation, cellular component: plasma membrane; cilium. Lineage: Eukaryota; Metazoa; Chordata; Aves; Passeriformes; Cisticolidae. The coding region runs from base 1363 to 3939 and encodes 858 amino acids. Gene Ontology annotation, biological process: calcium ion import across plasma membrane; actin filament organization; osmosensory signaling pathway. Gene Ontology annotation, molecular function: calcium channel activity; protein binding. The record is from RefSeq and is a predicted model, not a curated record. The transcript has 16 exons.
CAGGGUCCGUGUGCUUGGCAAUUCCCUCUUCUCCGUGGUCCAAGGUCAAACCGGCCGUGCGGGGGCCCGUGUUUGCGUGGGAUCGGGAUGUGGGACCUGCGGGCUUUGGCAGGUGCUUGUGGAAUUUCGUGCAGAGAUGGGGAUGGCAGGAAGGUCAGCAAAGAGAAGAAACUCUCAGCUCUGAGUCCCCCAGGGCUGCACUGUCCUUUCUGGGUGUCCCCCAGGGCUGCCCUGUCCCCCAGGGUUACACUCCCAAAUGAGUGUACCCCACGGCUGCACUGGCCCUUCUGGUUGCCCCUGGAGGCUGCACCAGCCCCACUGGGUGUCUCUCAGGGUGGCACGGAGAAGGGGCUGCUGCCUGAACCCCCUCCCUGUCGCUGCAGGGUUUUGGGGCAGCUUGUCACCCUCACCCCCCAGGGGAGCACCGCGUGGCUGCCAGGACCCGCUGCCUCAUUCGAGCCUUUUCCCCGGCUGUGCUGCCCUCCCGACAGGGCCCAGCCUGCCACUGUGGCUUGUCGCACAGAGCUUCAGCCCAGCACUAAAUGACACGUUUCCCGCUGGUUUUUUCUGUCCCGGGAAGGCUGAGCUCCCCGCAGGCGGGAGCUGCGCUGAGCCCUAACGCUGCUCGGUGUCGCCGGAGGGUUUUGGUGGAAAGCGGGGCUGGGGGAGUGCCUGAGGUCAAUCACCUGUCCGUGUCCUGGACGUGGCGGGCAGGACGCGGUGACACGGCACAGUGCUCUGCUGGCCGCGCUGAUGGCACGUAUCUCCUUCUCCACGUCCCUCCGGGCAACCUAAACCCGUCAUUUCUUGUCCCAGCGCUGCUCCUGCCCUCCCGCGGGCUGCAGCCCCUCCCCGUGCCGCUCCCGUCCCCUCCCGGUGCCCAGAUCCGCGUCCCACCGAGCCCCCCUGGAUCGUGGAACAUCAGCAGCAGCCCUGGCCCCGCUCCCAGCCCUGCUGCGGUGGCAGCUCCUGCUGCCUCUGGGCGCUUCCCUGGCCGCUUCCUUGGAUGUGGGGAGUAUCCCAAGGAAUGUUUUCUUUCCUUGGGCGGCAGAUCGCAGCGCACAGGGUCUGCUCUGUGCCCUGUCCUGGGCUGCACCCCGGCUGACCGCAGCGGGGCCGGGCUCGCCCUCGCCCAGCACGGCAGCGCCGCAGCCGGAGGGGCCCCCGCAGACGUGAGGGGUCCCCGCAGCGGGGAGGUGGGUGCCGAGGAGAGCCGGGACGAGGCAGGACCGUCCGGGACACUCUGAGCUACAGAAGGUCCCGCCGGCCCCAACCCCACAGGGUCUCCUGCUCUCGUGGAAGGAGCCGGGGGUCACAGCCAGGCAGGCAGGUCAGUCGUGCCCGUCCCUCCGGGCAGGGACCAUGGCAGACCCCGAAGACGCCCCGCGCGAUGCCGGGGAGGGCACGGGGGAGGACGGCUCCCUCCAGAACGAAUCCUUCCCGCUCUCCUCUCUGGCCAACCUGUUCGAGAGCGAGGACACCCCGAGCCUCGCCGAGGCAGCCCGGGGUCCCCCCGGGGCCGGGGAUGGAAAGCAAAACCUCCGCAUGAAAUUCCACGGGGCCUUUCGGAAAGGCGCCCCGAAGCCCAUGGAGCUGCUGGAGGCCACCAUCUACGAGUCCCCCGUGGUCCCCGCGCCCAAGAAAGCCCCCAUGGAUUCCCUCUUCGACUACGGCACCUACCGCCACCACCCCAGCGAGAACAAGCGCUGGCGCAGGAGGAUCGCGGAGAAGCAGCCGCCGGCCGCCAAGGGGCCGGCUCCCGACCCGCCCCCAGUCCUCAAGGUCUUCAACAGGCCCAUCCUCUUCGACAUCGUCUCCCGGGGCUCCCCGGCCGGCCUGGAUGGGCUCCUCUCCUUCCUGCUCACCCACAAGAAGCGCCUCACAGACGAGGAGUUCCGAGAGCCCUCCACGGGAAAGACCUGCCUGCCCAAAGCCCUGCUCAACCUGAGCGGGGGCAAGAACGACACCAUCCCCGUCCUCCUGGACAUUGCCGAGAAGACGGGGAACAUGCGGGAGUUCAUCAACUCGCCCUUCAGGGACGUCUACUACCGAGGUCAGACAGCCUUGCACAUCGCCAUCGAGCGCCGCUGCAAGCACUACGUGGAGCUGCUGGUGGAGAAGGGAGCAGACGUCCAUGCCCAGGCCCGUGGCCGCUUCUUCCAGCCCAAGAGCGAGGGCGGCUACUUCUACUUCGGUGAGCUGCCCCUCUCGCUGGCCGCCUGCACCAACCAGCCGCACAUCGUGCACUACCUGACGGAGAACGGGCACAAGCAGGCGGACCUGCGGCGCCAGGACUCCCGCGGCAACACCGUGCUGCACGCCCUGGUGGCCAUCGCUGACAACACCCGCGAGAACACCAAGUUUGUCACCAAGAUGUACGACCUGCUCCUCGUCAAGUGCGCCAAGCUCUUCCCCGACACCAACCUGGAGGCCCUGCUCAACAACGACGGCCUGUCCCCGCUCAUGAUGGCAGCCAAGACCGGCAAGAUCGGGAUCUUCCAGCACAUCAUCCGGCGGGAGAUCACGGACGAGGACGUCCGGCACCUCUCCCGGAAAUUCAAGGACUGGGCGUACGGCCCCGUCUACUCCUCCCUCUACGACCUCUCCUCGCUGGACACCUGCGGGGAGGAGGUGUCCGUGCUGGAGAUCCUCGUCUAUAACAGCAAGAUCGAGAACCGCCAUGAGAUGCUGGCCGUGGAGCCCAUCAACGAGCUGCUGAGGGACAAGUGGCGCAAGUUUGGGGCUGUCUCCUUCUACAUCAGCGUGGUCUCCUACCUCAGCGCCAUGAUCAUCUUCACCCUCGUCGCCUACUACCGCCCCAUGGAAGGGCCCCCGCCCUACCCCUACACCAGCACUGCUGACUACCUGCGCCUGGCCGGGGAGAUCAUCACCCUCCUCACUGGAAUCCUCUUCUUCUGCACAAACAUCAAAGACCUGUUCAUGAAGAAGUGCCCAGGUGUGAACUCCUUCUUCAUAGAUGGCUCCUUCCAGCUGCUCUACUUCAUCUACUCGGUGUUGGUGAUUGUCACGGCGGGGCUGUACCUGGGUGGCAUCGAGGCCUACCUGGCUGUCAUGGUCUUUGCGCUGGUCCUGGGCUGGAUGAACGCCCUGUACUUCACCCGGGGGCUCAAGCUGACAGGGACCUACAGCAUCAUGAUCCAGAAGAUCCUCUUCAAAGACUUGUUCCGCUUCCUCCUGGUCUACCUGCUCUUCAUGAUCGGCUACGCAUCAGCCCUGGUGUCCCUCCUCAACCCGUGUCCCAGCAGUGAGUCCUGCAGCGAGAAGUCCAACUGCACCGUGCCCACCUACCCAUCCUGCCGGGACAGCCAGACCUUCAGCACCUUCCUGCUCGACCUCUUCAAGCUCACCAUCGGCAUGGGCGACCUGGAGAUGCUCGAGAGCGCCAAGUACCCCGGCGUCUUCAUCAUCCUCCUUGUCACCUACAUCAUCCUCACCUUUGUGCUCCUCCUCAACAUGCUCAUCGCCCUCAUGGGCGAGACUGUGGGCCAAGUCUCCAAGGAGAGCAAACACAUCUGGAAACUGCAGUGGGCCACCACCAUCCUGGACAUCGAGCGCUCCUUCCCGGUGUUCCUGCGGAAAGCUUUCCGCUCAGGGGAGAUGGUCACGGUGGGGAAGGGCACGGACGGCACCCCUGACCGCCGCUGGUGCUUCAGGGUGGACGAGGUGAACUGGUCCCACUGGAACCAGAACCUGGGCAUUAUCAGUGAAGACCCGGGCAAGAGCGACACAUACCAGUACUACGGCUUCUCCCACACCGUGGGCCGGCUGCGAAGAGAUCGGUGGUCGACGGUGGUGCCGCGCGUGGUGGAGCUGAACAAGAGCUGCCCGCCGGAGGAGGUGGUGGUGCCCCUGGGGGCCAUGGGCACGGCGGAGCCGCGGGAGCGGCGGCACGGCCAUGCCCCGAGCUCCCCGCUCUAGCACGGCAGCACCGGCAGCCGAUGGACUCUGCCUGGGCCCCCGAGCGGCUCCGGAAUCACGGCUGAGCGGGAUGGUGCUUGUCUGCUCCUCAGGGAUUCGCUCUGUCCCUCCAGCGGGCGCUGUCCCGGCGGGUGUCCAGCCUGGAUGGGGGUUCUGGCCGCGCCCCAGCGGUGCCGUCGGUCUCGGCUCUCACAGGCGAGCUCCAGUGCCACCGCUUCACUUGGCAGUGCCGGGGCCACAACUGUGCCAUGCCGGGAGCCUCGGCCCGCCCAGGGCUGGGCAGCGCAGCCCCUGGCUCCGCCAAGGCCAAUGGGUUUUUUGCCACAGAGUUUUGCACAAGAUUUAUACGAUCUAUUUAUUUAGUAAUAAAGACUGACCCGCCACCGCCGCCUCCUCCUGGCACUGA